AUGGCCGCCAGCAACCUCCACCCAUCUGUGGCAUCCUCCAAGACAUCCCAUGGAUUUCAGAGCAAAGUGGUGGCACCUCGUAAUCCCAAGCUGGUCAAAGAGGCAGAAAAGUCUGUAACUCUCACUCCCUCUGCCUUCCUGAAGGAGAUGUCCCUCACCACAGAGCAGAGGCUGGCUGGCACUCAUGAGAUGAGGCGGCCCCGCAUCAUCCAGCUUCUGGACAUGAGUGAGACUUCGCAUCAGAAGUUCUCAGCGCUCGACCUCGAGCAGAGCUUGUUCCAGCCGUUCCCCUCGGAGGUGGUGUUUCAGAACUACGUCCCCUGCGAGGUCUACGAAGUGCCGCUGGUUCUGAGGAACAACGACAAGAUUCCUCGGCUGGUGAAGGUCGUCUUGGAGAGUUCUCCUUAUUUCAAGUUGAUCAGCCCCAAUGAUGUGUGUCAUAAGGUAGCACCUGGCAUGCCCUCAACUUUCCGCAUACUUUUCACUCCCGAGGAGAACAAGGAUUACUUCCACCAGGUCACCUGCAUCACAGAACGGGAGAAGUUCAUUGUGCCCAUCCGAGCUAUUGGUGCCCGAGCCAUCCUGGACUUCCCUGACCAGCUGAGCUUCUCCAUGUGCCCGGUGAAGCACCUCACCUCGAGAACGCUGCUGGUUCGCAACGUGGGCAACAGAGAGGCUCGCUACUGCGCCCGCACUCGGAGCCCUUUCUCUGUCACUCCCUCCGUUGGGACGCUGGGGAUUGGUGACACCAUGCAAGUAACAGUGGAGUUUCACCCGCUGGAGCCCGGAGAUCAUUCCAGAGCCCUCAUAGUCCACUACGACACAGGUGAGGACAUCCAUACAAGCCUUUACGGAGCAGCUGUAGAUGUCAACAUCAGUCUGGACAAGAACUCCUUGCUAAUGGAGAGAACUUACCUCACGUUGGCCAGCCACAGAGCUGUGCUCAUUCACAACAGGAGCGAAAUCAUAGCCCACUUCCAGUGGAAGGCUUUUGCUACGCGGGAAGAGGAGGAUCGGCAGAAAACGAGGCUGUGUGGCAGGCUGCAGAGGCAGGAGGAGGGCGAGACGGAUCGCUUUCUUGAGGAGUGCAGCGUGGACCCCGCUCUCCGGGAACGCCUCGCGCUUCUCUCCCGCACCUUCCAGAACCAGCGGGCGAAGGUGAAGGGCGAUGCCAUGCUCUUCUCCCAUGACAUCUUCAGCAUCGAGCCCAGGGAGGGAGAUGUCUGGCCCAACUCUACAGCUGAAAUUAAUGUGAUCUUUCAACCUCGGGAAGCCAGAUUCUAUCAGCAAACUGUCUACUGCGACAUCUCAGGUCGCGCCACCAGGCUCCCGCUGCGCCUCCGGGGGGAAGGCAUCGGGCCCCGACUCCGCUUCAGCUUCGACCAGCUCGACAUCGGGAAGGUUUUCGUCAGCUCAACGCACAGCUAYGAGGCUAUCCUGUUCAACAAAGGAGCCAUCGAUGCCCUCUUCAGCGUGGACCCUCCGUCUACGGCUCUGGGCUCCUGCUUUACUUUCCACCCUUGCGAGGGCCUCAUUUUACCGGAGGAGCUCCAGGUCAUCCAGAUCUCCUUUAGGUCCACCAUCCUGGGGGAGUUCACAGAAGAAUUCCGGUUCAGCGUUAAUGGAUCCCCUGAUCCUGUGACCUUGACUAUCAGGGGCUGCGUCAUCGGACCGACUUUCCACUUCAAUGUGCCUGCCCUCCAUUUCGGGGAUGUCUCCUUUGGCUUUCCGUGCACCUUGUCCUGUUGCCUCAAUAACACAUCCUUGGUGCCCAUGACUUUCACCCUUCGCAUCCCUGGAGAUGGCCCUGGAGAGCCUAGUGUAACCAGUUGUGUUCAGAUCUUGGAUGAUACUAGGCCAUCCUGGAGAAGGGGAGUUCGAGGCCAUGUCAAGCCAACAGAAUUUAUCAUCACACCCUGCAGAGGAACCAUCCGCUCCCAGGGCCUCGUGGACAUCCAGGUCACCCUGUGCUCCAACACGGUGAAAAAAUACGAGCUGGCCCUGGUGGUGGACGUGGACGGUGUCGGCCAGGAGGUGUCGGCGCUGCUCCUCACAGCGAGAUGUGUAGUUCCYCCACUGCGAGUGCUCGACCCUGUUCUGAGGUUCGGAAGGUGCUUCCUAAAAUUUCCCUCUGGACAAACACUGACGCUCGUGAACGACAGCGAGCUGCCGGGCUGCUACGGGGUCCUGCCACAGGAGCACAAGGAUGCUGCUGCUGUGUGGUACUUCAGCCCCCUGCCUUGUGGGAUUAUUGCACCUCACAGCUCUGUGGAGAUCCCCUUUACACUGGAAGCCCAAGUCAUAGGAGAGCAAGACACAGUUGCUCACGUCGCGGUGUUUGGGAGCGAAGGAUCCCCUUUGAAGGUCCAUCUGGUGAGCACUGGGGAAGGCCCGGUUGUCUACGUGCAUCCAAACAAGGUUGACUUUGGCCAUAUCCAAGUUCUACAAGAUGUCUCCCGCAUGCUUCACCUCUCCAAUCAGACCGUCAUCCCUGCGUCAUUCAGGGCACAGAUGGCUGACAGAAGCUCACGCUGGAGGAUUGAACCCAGUGAAGGGGUAGUUCCCCCCGAGACCGAGGUGUCCGUGAGCCUCAUCGCCAACUUGGACGAUACCGAGAAGUUCAAGGACAUGGUGAAGUUGGUCGUAGAGAACAACAGCACCUAUGAGAUCCCAGUCCAGGCUGUCGGCAUCGGAACCACAAUCGUCACCGACAAACCCUUUGCUCCAGAGCUUGAUCUGGGCCCCCACUUCAGUCAGGAGCCCUGCUAUUACCGCUUCAAGAUAACGAACCGGGGCCGUCGCACCCACCAGCUCUACUGGACGACAGAAGGUUUCGCCCCRUUCCGCCAGCGGGAUCCUCUCCCCAAGGCCAAAGGCAAGAAGUCCCUGCAGAGCCCCCGACCCGCGUCGCCCGUCUUCAAGCUCCGGCCGCUACGCAUGGAGCUSGCCCCGGGCAAGACGAUGGACAUGCUGCUGCAAGGCUUCUCCAGGACUCCCCAGGUGGUGAAGGAGCGGCUGCUGUGCCACGCCAUCAUCGGCAGCAAGGCAGGGAGGAAGCAGCGGAUCAUGCAGGCGGACAUCACGUGCGAGUUCAUCGCUCCCGUGCUGCAGAUCUCCUCCAGGGAAAUCACUUUCCGGGUGGAGAAGGAAGCCRGUGAUGUCCUAACUCCUCAGUAUGAGCCUCUUGAUUUAAAGAACAUCUCUUCCUUGCCAGUCAGCAUUAUYCUGUCCUUGGAACAGCCCUUCUCCCUCUGUGAUGUGCACCAGCAACCCAUUGGGAUGGGUGGUCAGGCCAUAAAGCUGGAAAUAGGGGAGGAACUUCCUCUUUCCAUCAGUUUUAACCCUGCUUUUUACGAGGGCUUGGAUAGCUGGGUAGCUAACGCGGCCCUGAUAAUCCGGUUCGUUGAGCACUUGCGCGAGGAGCGCGUUGCCCUCCGCGGAGAGGUCUACUUCCCAAACCUUCACUUUCCCACCAUGGCCAUAGACUUUGGCUGCCUCCUGAACGACACCGAAGAYGUGCGUUACAUCGAGAUGACCAACUGCAGCCCACUCCUUGUCCGCUACGUCUGGACGUUCUUGAUGGACGGCCGUGCGAGCCAAGUGAGGUACGUGCAGCUUCCUCCUCUCCUCAGAGCUCUUCUCCUUCCCGGGCAGCACGCUUCCUUCAGUGCCAGGCAUACUUACUGGCUCUGCAGCGAGAAAUACGGCACCUCUCUGUUCACACCUUUGAUUCCAAGGGCUGYGUUCAGCCCUCCCAAACCUAAAUAUCUCCCUGAGCAGCAAUCACUGAAGGAGCAGGAAGGCUGGACAAAGGAUUCGGCCACUGUGGAGAGAGACUGCACUGUGAGACCCUCCGAGGAUGCACACAUGGAGGCGCAAGCUGAGGACAUGGGCACAGCAAGGCAUCCUGUCCAAGAGCCUGCAGGCACAAGGGGCUCCCUGGACACGGAGCUGCUUGAGUCCAACGUUAUGAGCGCUGCAAAGACUCGGAGCCUAGAGGAGAUGGAGGAACUGCUGCCAGCCAAGGAGAGCGAGCCAUUCUCCUUGGGAAUAGAGGAGGUGUUCGACAUCCUGCCGCUGUACGGCGUGCUGCAGCCCGGGGAGAGCCAGCGCGUCGCCGUCACCUUCUACGGCCACACGGACAUGGCGGCCCGCGUCACGGCGCAGUGCAGGGUGGAGGGCGGCCCGGCCUACGAGAUCGCGCUGCGCGGAGAGGCGUCGCUCAUCAGCUACGUGUUUGACACCAAGGAGAUCGACCUGGGGCUGAAGCUCUUCAAUGAGGUCUCCAAAGCGACGCUCGUCCUGCGCAACCCCGGGAAGGUGGGAUUCAAGUACACGGUGCUAAACCCCAGCACAGCCCCUGCAGCCAGCCCCRUGCCCGGCAUGCCCCUGGUCGUGCCCAGCACGGGUUAUGUUGGGUCCAGCAAGGAAGAGGUGCUGACUGUUUCCUACCUGCCUGGAGUACCUGGAGACUUCUACAGGACUUUCCAGAUCCAAGUGGGUCACCUUGAGCCAGAAAAGAUCUCCCUCAAAGGAGAGGGGGGYUUUCCCAGGAUCUACAUAGACCUUCCCAGGAACAUCAAAGGAAAUGUAAAAUAUGAGAGCCUCCUCAAGGAGGCAACAGAAGUAUUGCAAGAAGGCCCUCGGAGAGAGGAAGCGAUCAUUCUGCAGGAGGCCACGUCUGUGGAGAAGGACGUGGACUCCACGGUGAGAACUUAUGAGACCUGGCUGCUGAUGGAAGUGGAUCGGCUGCUCAUAGAGGAACAUGCCCUGAAGCAUCAGGAGGCUCUUAUCUCCUGUCCCCCGGAGGACCCUGCUGCUGGCCAGCUUGCUCGCCAGAGGCUYGUCAAAGCUCAGCUGCCCGAGUAUAUCCUGGACUUGGGCUACGUCAUUUUUGGUACUGUCCACACGCACUCCGUGAGAAUCACCAACACCGGCCGCUUUCCUGUGUCCUUCCACGCGGACGGACGGGCCCUGCGUGACACAGGUUUCAGCACGGAGCUGCAUCGCGUGAAAAACCUGCCAUUCUGUGAGACGGAAAAAUUCACCGUGCGCUUUGAUCCGCAAAGUGCCAACCUGCCCCUGGGCCAGGCAAAAGCCCUCCUGCCCAUCAAGGUCACAGGAGGACCCACAUUUCACAUAGACCUUCAUGCCAUUGUGACCGUGCCAACCCUCUGCCUCUCCCGGGACAGACUAGAGUUCUCCCCUGUCCAGUGUGGGCAGUGCCAGGAAGAAASCAUCCAGCUCCACAAUCAGUGCCACAUCUCCUGUAGCUGGAUCAUCAGUGUGACCGAGCAGGUUAAGAAGGUGGACAAACAUUUGCCAGCAAAUGUGCGUCGGAAGCUGCAGGCAGAGUUAAAGGCCAAGUCUGCUGUCUUUGAAGUGCUGCCCUUGUGUGGAAGCCUCGCACCAGGACAGCGAUGCAACCUGCGAGUGAGGUUUACGCCCACCGAAGAGAGGACCUACAGCAGCCACGUGAGGGUUAACAUCUGCAAGAGCAACGAGCACCCAGAGCUGCAGCUUGUAGGGCGGGGGCUGGAGCCGCGGCUGGAGUUCGAGCCCCCCGUGCUCACGCUGGGCCCGUUGCUGCCCUAUAGCAGUGGGGCGCAGGCCAGCGUGGUGGUGAAGAACCCCUGCGACUUCCCCGUCGAGUUCUACUCUUUGGACUUCGACCAGCAGUACCUUGCUGAGGAGGAGAUCCUGCGGACAUUGAAGGACUAUGAUUGCAACAAGACYUUGCUGCUGCCACCCCGCGCCCCAGGCGAGAAGCUACCCCCAGAGGUGCUGGAGUACUAUGAGGAGCAGAAGAGGCUGCAGGAUGAGCAGACCAAGUCCCAGCCUGUGGAACGAGCCAGUUGUGAGAACGAAAUCUCUGAAGAAAUCCAUUCUCCCUCAGAUCAAGGAGGAAAGCAUUCUGUUGGGGUGGCUCAAACUGUCUCAUCCCAYGCCUCCAUCAUUCCCUCCAACUUUUUUGAUGAAAGCAAGUUCAACAAGGUGGACUUCAAAGUGGAACGUGAAGAAGAGGAGGAGGAGGAUGUUGAGAAAAGACAAAAGCCAGGUAAUGACAGCGAGGCUGUGGGAGAGCUGGAAAACAGCCCCGUCACGAGAGCCAUCGCGCGCUACCUYGGCAUCGAUAUCUCUCCAGAAGGCCGAGCAGCCCAAAACCGSCGAGGGAUCGUCGUCAUCGUCCAUGGGGCGCCCCUGACGGGAAAGACGUCGGCAGCGCUUGUCGUGUCCGAGUACUACGGCGCUGCCUGCCUGUCCAUUGACUCGGUAGUGACAGAAGCCAUCAGCGAGAAGGCCACUGCGGCAGGACAGCAGGCCUGGGAGCUCUGUGUCAGCGCUGCAGCAGACCAGGCCACCAAGGAGGCGGAAUAUGCUGGUAAGCAAAGGCAGCACACGGACGGCGGUGGUGUCUGCCCCCACGGCGCYGAGCCCCGACCCGGCACCGACGACAGCUCGUGCGGCUCCGAGGGCCAGGCCGGCCCACGCCUCAGCUUGGGCAGCCUGGCAGGGGGCAAGGGGAAGACGGAGGGCCCCACRCUGCAACCCCUGAAACAGCCCCAAACGGACCAGGCCUCAGCCAGCCCUGUGCCCUGCCUUCCGCCACAGCAAUGUCUGCCCAUGGAAGCCAUCACAGCGGGAGAGACACCCACCAGGGCCUGCGUGCUUCCUGAGGAGCUGCUGGUGACCAUCCUCUCGGAAAGGUUACAGCUGAGUGACUGCUACCAGGGAGUGGUGUUUGAUGGCCUGGAGACCCCCUUUGCACGCAACAUGACUUCUGCUCUGCUCUGCCUGCUCAAAGCUGCCCACAACCGACCGCACAUCUAUUUUGUGAACCUGUUCCAGGAUUAUGCUGCUAUGAAAGCUAGGGAGARGGAACAAAAAGAGCAGGAAGAACGGGAGCGGAAGGAGGCUGCCAUGAGGGAGAAGGCCCGUCUCCAGGAGCUGGAUGAGGAAGGAUAUGAUGCCCUUACUGAGGAGCAGAAGUAUCAGUUUGAUAAUGAGCUGCGACAAGCCCUACGUGAGAGGAAACAGAGGGAGAUGGAGAGGCUGGCUCGAGAGCUGGAGGAAAAGAAGCUCCAGCAGGAGCUAGAACGCCUCAAGGAGGAGGAAGAGCUGAAGAAGAAGACAAAGCGGGGGAAGAAAGACCCUGGAAAAGAAAAAGACUCGGGGAGGAAAAGCCAGUUGGGAAUCAAGCAGGGUGUGAACGUGUCCAGCAGCCGCUCGGAUAACAAGCUUAACGAAGGGGACGACAGGAGGGGCUCUUCAAAGGAGCGCCCAGACUCAGCUUCAAGUGACAAGGAAGAGAAGAAGAAGAGGAACAAGACUAGCCAGGCAGAUGCCCGCCCAGUGGUGACUAUGUCACCUGCAGAGCAAGAACAGGACAAAACCGAGAAGCAGGCACAGAGCGACGCUGAGAAGAGCUUGGUCCAGAGGUUCAAGCUCUACGAGGCCUCCCAGAAGGGCAUCGCUCAUAUUUUGUCAUUCUGGGACCGAGCUCAGGGUGUCCUACUUUCCCCUUUGGACUUGGACGACAUCCAGCCUGAAGCAGAAGAGCAGCGACAGCCUUCAUCCAGCCGCAAGAGCCGGAAGGACAGGGAGAGGGAGCGCCAGGAGAAGGAACGGCUGGAGAAGGAGCGCCAGGAGAGGGAACGCCUGGAGAAGGAGCGACUGGAAAAACUGAAAGCGCUUGAGGACUCCAAGUUCCCUGGGCAGGAAAAGGAAGAAGAGUCAGGCAAAGAGCAGGAUACCAGGGUGCCCUGCUUGGAAAUCCAGGUGCUGAGCUCAGAAGAAGCCAGUGGGAAGAGGAUCUUGGAGAGCGGCAAGCUGCCUGAUGUAGCUCAGAUCCUGGAUAGCCUGGGCCUGGGUCCCUCGGGGCCUCCCAUUCCUCCUCCUGCUUUUUACUCUGUGAUCCACUACCCAGAGAAGCGGACUGCCCUUGCAGUGGAUGAAGCCUUCGAGCACUUCAUCUUUGUUGCACCAGAAGGUGCGACUGCAGAGGAAGAAAAGAAGGAAACGGAGAGUCUUGUGGAUUGUCCCCUUUCUUUCCCCCGUGGUAUUAAGGCACCAGAGGAGCAGGUCACCCCAACCCGAGGCCGAACAAGGAAGGAGAAAGCGGAGGGUGGACGGGAGUCUUCCAGGGACAAGCGCAGCAUGGGCCGGAGCAAGAAGGGCUUGCAGGCCCCGGCGUCAGCAGCGCCAUCUCGUCAGGCCGAUGUGGACCAAGGCAGCGUCAGCAGGGACCCAUCCGCAGGGAGGCUCAUCCGGCUGACCAACUUCCGGUGGAUCGUGCCGGCCCAUGGGGAGGUUGUCCUGAAGAUCCACUUCAGCUCGGUCGUACUGGGCCAGUUUGACCAGACGUACAGAUUUGAGAUCCUGGGCACRCGCCGCCUCUACCAGCUCUUCUGCCGGGGCAUCUGUGUGUAUCCCACCAUCUGCCGGGACCCCCGGGUGGUAUUUCCUCACCGAAGGAAAACCAAGGGCUGCGACAACAUUGUCUUCAAGCAGUACGUCAUGGACACAGGCGUGUUCCACUUCGGGCCGCUGCUCUGCGGGAAGUCCCGGCAAUGGUACAAGGCGCUCCGCUACCCCAGUAACUGUGAGAAGAUAACCAUCCUCAACGUCACUCCCUUAGAAGCAGAGGUGCAUUUCUUCCUGGAGGACGAUGCCAACGCGGACACGUUUAUCUUUGAGCCUCCCCASAUGACCCUGAAAGCCAAUGAGAAGCAGGAGCUGACCCUCUGGGCUUACCCCACUUCCUCGGGCACGGUGGAGGACAACCUUGUCUGCUGCAUCAAGGACAACCCCGAGCCCGUGGUCUUCCGCCUGUGCUGCCAAGGAGUGAAGCUGGAGCUGGGCCUCAGCUGCAAACUGCUGCAUUUUGACAAGCUGCUUCUGCACAGGAAGGACACCAAGACACUGGUCCUGCAAAAYAGCACCCCGCUGCCUGCGGUCUGGAGGCUCAGUGGGGUGGACAGCCUUGGUGAGGAUUUCUCUGUGUCCCAAGACCACGGCGUCGUUGGCCCCUAUACGAAGUUUAAGCUGCAGAUACGUUUCAAGGCCUCAAAGGCUCUCAAUGUGAAGAAGACCAUCCGACUGGAGGUUUCAGAUGCAGAAAACAUCCUGGGGAUUGUUCAGGUUGAAAACAUCCAAGUCCUGGCGGAGGCCUAUGACGUUGCUCUGAACAUCAGCUUUCCCAAAGGUCAGCAGAGUAACCUGGAUUUUGGGAUCCUUAAAGUGAUGGAUGAAGCAAAGACAACGCUGAAUCUGAAAAACAAGGGGAAGUAUGAGCUUGCCUACAACUUCAUACUGGAUGCUGCGGGCACCAACAUCCCUGACUUGGCCACGCACUUCACCGUGCAGCCACCGAAGGGGGUGCUGGCUGCCUCCGAGCGCCCAGCGCAGAUCCAGAUGCUCUUCCACCCCAAGAGGGAGAUCAAAAUCGAGGACAAGCCUAUCCUGAAAUGCCAGCUGAUUGAGCCCAGCCUCAGUGAAGGAGAGACCAUCGCCAUGAUCCCGGUGAGGGUAUCGGCCAACGCUCUCUACACCAAGUACAACAUUUCCCCUGCCUCGUUCAUCAACUUUGGCCCCAUGAUGAGUGGCACCAAGAAAAGCUGCACCUUCAUGCUGGAGAACACUGGUGUCCUCGAUUUUAAAUUUCUCAUCUCCAAAACAAUCCGGGAAGUGCCUGUCUUGCCACGGAAAGGCAUCUCUGCAGUGAAGUACACCCACUCGCACGAAAGCGAGAKCUUCAACAGAAACCUCGCUGUGAGGCAAAGCAAGCAAAUUGACUAUCUGCAGAAGGACGUGAACCCCGUUACGCAGGCUCGCAUCACUUCAGGCACGUUCACGGUGUACCCUGGCUUUGGGUCCAUUGCUCCUGGGGGCCAUCAGGCAAUCACGGURGAUUGCUGCGCAGAUUCCCUGGGGAUAUGUGAAGAGUACCUGUCCAUCGAUAUCAGCGACAGAGAUCCCAAGGACAGUCCCCUUGGGAUCCCCUAUACCCUGAUUGCUGAAUCCUGCUUUCCAGCAUUCGUGGUUGAUGACAUAGCAUCCAUCUUUGAGGAGCAUCGUAUCUGCAGCAACACCAACCUCUGCCACAUCCUGCAGACGGUGGAAGACAAGGGGGUAUUUGUCACAGAUGAGAACACAUUCAUCUUCACCAAUGUUCUGGUUGGACACCAAGCUGCAGCUCGCUUCAAGAUCUGUAAUGUGGAUAAAAUCGCUUGUGAAGUGGUUCUUUCCAUCAAACCCAUCCCCAGUAAGCUUAGCACCUCUACUGCCGACGUCUUUGAGGUGGAUCCCGUGCGGAUGUGCGUGUCCAGCCGCUCCCACGCUUUUGCCACGGUGACCUUCACACCACAGGCAAUGCAGAACUACCAGUGCACUUUUGAGGCUUCCCUUGAUGUCCCAACGAGCUCCCCAGCGUUUAAACCACAAAGUCUGACGUUCACCAUCAGCGGUGACGGGAACCUGCCCCGGGUGACCAUCCUGCGCCCGGUCCUUCACAACAGGAGGGGAAACCCUCUGCUGCUCUUCAGGAAGCUGCUGCUGGGUGAUUCGGAGAAACUCCCUCUGAUCCUUCAGAACAGUGGCAUCAUACCUGUCCAGGUGCUGAUAGAUCUGUUGGAUGAAGAGGGCGUUUUCUCCCUGAAAGCCAGGCCUACCACGCACUGCAUCUACCAGGCUUCAGACUCCAACCCUGGCUCUGCUGAAGAAGGGAGGAAACCUCACAGUGCUUCCCUGCUCUUGCGUCAUGAGGAGUCUGCAGAGUUUGAUGUGAUUUUCACACCCAACUUGACCCAGCGUGUGGAAGGGAGGAUCCGUCUGUCUGUAGUGGACAACCCUUAUGAGGAGACCAACAUUCUGCUAGUGGGUGAAGGCUACCAGGAUGACUUCACGCUCGAUAACAUCCACGGGCUGGUGGCAGACAGCAACGAGGAAGYCACAGAGGGCAACAUGGAGGAAGACUUAAUUGAGGCUGCCAGAGUGGAUCACAUCCAGUUUGGGGGCUGUCAUGUUGGGGCACCAUAUCAGGUGACCUUCACCAUCACCAACCACAGCAACUCGGAGGCGAUGCGGUUCGAGUGGCUGGCAGGCCCCCCCUUCCACUUCUCCCCCCAGGUGGGACACCUCCAUGCUGGCUGUGCCAAGGACAUCACAGUGACGUUGAAGUCGGAUGUUGCGGUCACCUUCMAAAUGCACACUGUGAAGUGUAAGGUGGCUAGGAUCACCUUCCAGCUGCCAGCAGACCAGGUUCCUGACUGGGAUGACCGCCUGCACACUGUUAAAUGGGUAGAUGCCACGAGGGGCACCAUGCGGCCUAUCAAGAAGAAGGUGAUAGAGACAGACCCGGAGCCAGCUCACGCCGUCGUGGAUGAAAGCAUCCGUGAGGUGGAACUUCACCUCAGUGCUGUUGUCGAUUAUGCCGAGUUCAAGCUGGAUACAGACACGAUUCAGUUCAAGGAGACCUUGCUYUUCCAGACGAGGACAUUCACCUUCCCACUGUUAAACACAGGSCAUGUGGCCCUGGAAUACACCUGGAUGGCAGACGUGGAGGAUAAAAGAGCAGUCAGCUCUACUGGGGAACUGUUCCUGACCAGUCCUGAAAGAGACAUUCGCUCCUCCACAUCUAGUGCCUAYGUGAAGCUCCAGACCAGCCGUUGUUCCAGCCAGCUCAGCUGCUCCUCUGAGCAGGUCUCCUCCUCGCCGUGUUCCUCCUUGAGCAUCGUUGACACCAGGCCCCAGUUCACUGUCGAGCCCUGCAGUGGCACCAUCCCUGCUGRUCAGGAACAGCUCUUCCAGAUGAAAUUCUCUCCGGUGGACGUGGGCGAGUUUGAGGGCUGUAUGUUCUGCAGCAUUCCUAAUCUGAAGCCAAACCAGAAGGGCCCAGAAGUGGUUGUGAGGGGGAAAAGCCUCCUGCCACGUUGCCACUUUGAACUGGAAGACUCGGACUACAUCACUGCCAACAGACGCAACCCAGACUUGCGGGGACCCAAGGGGACAACGUUAGAUCCCAAAACAAGAGUGAUUGAGUUCUCAGCAGUUGGGAUUUGUAGCCGGAGCAGCAGGGCCUUCAUGCUUAUGAACCCAACCAGCUCCACAUACUCCUUCCAGUGGACUUGCCAAGACCCAGAAGCGCCAAAAGAGCAACCAGCUUUCUCCUGUCUCACAGAGAGAGGUCAGAUCCUGCCAGAGAAGAAAGUAGAGAUCAAGUUUGAAUUCAUCCCUCAGCACCUGGACAUCACAGAAUCAUUCUGGCUCUUCACAAUCCCUGAGCAGAGCAUCUCGAUCCCCUUCCUGCUGGUGGGCCAUGCCACCGACCCGUUAGUGUCUCUGGACAGGUCCCACCUGAACUUCCACUCGCUCUUAGUGGGGCAUGAGAUGUACCAGACAAUCCACAUGAUCAACAGUGAGAAGGAGGCCUUCAGCUUCACUUUCAGAGAAAGCUCCUUCUUCCCCGAGGCCUGCAACGCCUGCUUGAAUGUAGAGCCCCGGCAAGGCUCCAUCGCGGCCCUUUCAAGGUGUCCCAUCACAAUCUCCUUCAUACCAGUUCUGGAAGGAGAGGUGGUCUUCAACCUCAUAUGUGAUGUCAAGAGGAAGCCCCUGCCCCUCUCCUUGAACAUCAAGGCCACCGCCUAUAGCACAAAUGUGUGUGUGAGGUUUGAGGACAGAGAGGGCUGCGUUGCAGAGCUCAGCGCGCAGGAGAUCAACAUCAUUAACUUCAGGAAGGUGGAGUUAAACGAAAACAUUCAAAAUAUCUUUACCAUCAGCAAUACUGGGAAGCUGAGCUUCACGUUCUCCUGGGAACUCAGCAGCCCUCCAGCACAGAAGCAGUUCCUCACCAUUACCCCUCAGACGGGCACUGUGGAGGCCGAGGGGAAAGCAGAGGCUCUGCUGACUUUCCACCCGCGGAAGAUCUGCUCCAUAAAGAACGUGGGGCUGACGCUGCAGAUCAGCAAGGGCCCCAAAUUUGUCUGCGUGUUGCUGGCCACCGUGGUGGUGCCCACCGUCUGCUUCUCCUCCACCAAGCUCAAUUUUGGCACUUGCUUCGUCUACCACGCCGGGAUGCCACCGGCCCAGCAGACCCUCGUCAUCACGAACAAGGCGGACAAGGAUGUCAGCUUGAGCUGCUUGUUCACCAGCACCCCACACCUGGAGGUGGAUUUCCCGGGCUACACACUAGCCCCAGGAGGGACGGUGGAGGUGCCCAUCACUUUCUACCCCAGAGAGGCUGUGUCCUAUCGUGAGCUUGUCCCUUUUGAAAUCAAUGGUCUUUCCCAGCAGACCGUUGAAGUCCAAGGAAGGGGCACAGAAAUGAAGGUUGACGUUGUAGAACCGCAACGGAAGGUGGUGAAGUUGGGAGCCCUCUCCGUCGGGCAGACGGUGAAGAAGACUGUCACCAUAGCCAACAACAGUGCUGCCCCUCUCACUUUUCAACUCCAUUUCAUACACACCGUGCCAGAGUUGCAAGAAGCUGGGGUUCUUUGCUUGAACCCCUGCAGUGAAGUAAGUCUGAAGCCCAAAGGAGAUACCUGUAAAGUGGAGGUCAUCUUCUCCCCCAAGCGCCGCGUGCUGCCGUUCAAUGAAGAAGUAACCCUGGAGUGCUAUGGCCUGGUGCGCUCGCUCUUCAUGGUGCAGGGCUCCUGCCAGGGCAUCGAUGUGAACCUGGACCGAGAGUACAUCAACUUCGGAGCAGUGUUGCAGCACAGCCGCACGAGCCAACGCAUCCUCAUGCAGAACACAGGCGACAUAGGAGUCAGGUUCAAGUGGGACAUCAAGAGCUUUAAGCCAUGUUUCUCCAUCAGCCCCGUGAAGGGUUACAUCUCCCCAGGAAUGGACAUCCCUCUGCUUGUGACCUUCCACCCCUGCAAGCCGGGCCAGGCUAUCCAGUACGAUGGCCUGAAGUGCUUCAUCCCGGGCAGUGAGCCGCUCCGGGUGACGCUUUCAGGAUGCUGCGUGGAGGUCUCAGCCUCCAAAGAGACGCUGAACUUCACCUGUGACGUGCGCGAGAAGCAAAGCCAGACCAUCCUCCUGUCCAACCCGAGCAACGAGGCCUGGACCAUGCAUCCCRUCAUCGAAGGGCAACACUGGGAAGGGCCCGAACUUUUUCAUCUAGAGGCCGGUCAACAAAACAAGCCCUACGAAAUCACUUACAAGCCCCUCACCAUGACCUCCGAGAACAAGAAACAUCAGGGCUCCAUCUUCUUCCCCUUACCAGAUGGGACGGGUUUACAGUACUUCCUGCAGGGCACUGCUGAGGCACCAAAGUGUUCGGGCUCUAUUUUCCGGGAGGUACCGUGCAGGACUUCCCACACGGAGCUCAUCCCUGUCUCCAACUGGCUGAACAGACCACAGAGGUUCCUUGUGGUAGUGGACAUACUGAAGCCCGAAAAGGUGGAAAGCAGCUCCGUGCUGCAGGGGCUGGAGUACAUUGAUGUGCCCGGCUGCAGCCAGAAAGACUACAAGCUCACGUUCCUCUCUUACAAGGAAGGGCUCUUCAACACGAUGGUGACCUUCCUCAAUGAGGUGACCGAGGAAUACUUGUUCUACYUGGUCACCUUCAAAGCUACGGCUUCGGGCCCCAUCAGCACUAUCGAAGUCGUGGCCCCUAUUCGGGAGAGUGUGUCCUCAUCCAUCAGGGUGAGCAACCCUCUGUCCAUCCCAGUGACGUUUGCCACCGAUUGCAAAGUGCCCGACAUCAGUGUUCCCUCACAGUUCACUGUUCCUGCUUUGUCAGAGACCAGCCUUGUCUUUGAGUAUCAGCCCUUGAAAGUUGGGGAGAGCACUGGGCACCUGGUGCUCCAGAGCAGCGACUUGGGCUCUUUCUGCUAUGACCUGAACCUGAAAGCCACCGCCAGCAGGCCUGAGAAGCCACUCUACUUCUGCACUGCAUUGGGCUCUAACCAGACCCUGACCGCCAAAUUCAUCAACUAUAUCCGACAGAAGACAGACUAUGUCCUUCAGCUGGACUGUGCCGAUUUCCAAGUGGAGAAGACCCUCAGCGUGGCUGCGGCCAGCGUGGGGGGCUCGGAGGUGAGCGUGGAGGUAACCCACGAGCCGAGCCGCCUGGGCGAGACGCGGGCCACGCUGCUGCUCUCCUCGCCGCUCGGUGGGGACUACAGCAUCCCGCUCUUCGGCCUCGCCGUGCCGCCCAAGCCRCAGGGCCCCUUCCAGAUCCGCGCCGGCUCCAGCACCUCCAUCCCCUUCAAAAACGUCUUCUCGGAGCACGUGACCUUCCGCUACGAUGUGGAGAACGCGGCGUUCGCCGUGCGCGCCACCGAGCACCUGCGCCCCAAGAAGAGCAUCUUCAUCACGGUCUCCUUCGAGGGGAGCCCCGGCGGCAGCCGCGCGCCCGUCACCAGCCGCCUCGUGGUGUCGUGCGCGCAGGCGGGCGCCGUCUCCUGGGUGUACUACCUGCGCGGCGUCACCCCUGAGCGCUGA
Molecule: messenger RNA, 15447 nt
Organism: Nothoprocta perdicaria
Lineage: Eukaryota; Metazoa; Chordata; Aves; Tinamiformes; Tinamidae
Gene: HYDIN
Product: HYDIN, axonemal central pair apparatus protein
Exons: 86
Coding region: 1-15447 (5148 amino acids)
Biological process (GO): cilium movement; axonemal central apparatus assembly
Cellular component (GO): axoneme
Source: RefSeq, a predicted model, not a curated record